UGAAGGGAGGCCAAAUUGAGACAUCAGGAAGUAAGUCGAGCAGUGCGGAGUCCAGUCUUUUGAAGCUGAAAUGUUUAAGAUAAGAGAAAUGUCAGCAUGAACAGCCUAAUCAGGACCUAUUGGCCUAUCUGAAAACAGUCCGGAACCUGCCCCACUGGUCCCAUGUCGGAUGGCACCGAAAAUUACCCCGUGACUGCCCACCCAAUCCUCCACAAAUGAUGGACUCAGAAAGUUUAACUUUUCAAUGCACCAUGGAUUCUGACAUUAGACGAGUGGCAUCAUUGAAGAAGGACGUUUUAUUCCUACAAAAACAGCACAGAGAAACACUGAGGAAACUGCAUGAGGAAAUCGAAGAAUUAAAACGUGAAAAUAAAGAACUGCACUAUCAAUCGAUAAUGGAGCCACAACAAUCUGAAGUAUCUCCAAGAUGCAGAUCUCAAACACAACAGCCCAGCUACACAGAGCAGACCAGCCAUCCUCUGCAUGGUCUGCCAUCUCCAUCAGCAAAUCUAAGAGUGGAUACAGCAAGCACAUCUCAUCUUUUAAGAUCCGAUUUAAAUGCAAAAUCAAAAAGGGGGUUGAUCACAUCCUUGCUUCCCCUGCGGAUUGAUGGUGGUCCAUUUCACUCCCCCUAUGCCCCCACCCUGCAGGAGUGUGAGGUCAUCAUCAGACAGCUCUGUAAAAACAACAACUUGCAGUCCCAGGAGCUGCUACGUGUGAAGGCCAUCCUCAAAGACAUAAUAGUCAACAACAAGAAAAUGUCCCAAGAGGCUUACACACUGACCAAGGCCUACCCCUCUGAUGCAGACAGAGACAAAGACAUUGGAAUGUUUCCAAAACUACCUCUCAAGUCGCUGCCAAAAAAACUGCCCCCAGCCUCGAUUGGCAUGAGAGAAAGAGUAAUCUUGCCAGCCAUCAAACAGAGCCUAAACUCCAGAAUAGCAGAGAGGCAGAAGAAGGCACAAGCUGUGCUGAGAUCCCGUCAGAGAAGAGUGGUGCAGUAGGACACAGCAUUAUCAUCACAAAAUAUGCAUCCCUCAGUUUUGAACUGAGUGUGUUGUCUGUGAAUAAAGUAAAGGUGUAAAGUCUGUGAAU
Messenger RNA from Oncorhynchus tshawytscha (Chinook salmon), 1095 nucleotides. RefSeq names its product coiled-coil domain-containing protein 74A-like. The record is from RefSeq and is a predicted model, not a curated record. The transcript has 8 exons. NCBI's taxonomy places the organism in Eukaryota, Metazoa, Chordata, Actinopteri, Salmoniformes, Salmonidae. The coding region runs from base 216 to 1004 and encodes 262 amino acids.